AUGCCAAGUCUCGAUGUCAGCGAGCUCAAUAUUGCCUUGAGCAUUCUAGGCAGUUUCAUCAUUUUGUACGGUGUUGUAUCGGUUAAGAUCAAGAGGGUUUGGUACCUAGGCGAGGCCCUCCCAGCUGUAGUGGUCGGCAUACUUCUCGGACCGGUAGCUGCGAAGUUUAUCGAUAGUGAGCGAUGGGGCUCUGCUGAACGCGGCCAGACAAAUAUCAUCACCCUCGGUGUUAUGAGGGUUAUGAUCGGCGUUCAGCUAGUCAUCGCGGGCUUCCAGUUGCCAGCAAAAUACCAAUUCAUUCGGUGGAAGGAGAUGUUGCUAUGUUUGCUCCCUAUUAUGACCGUUAUGUGGUUAUGCACUACCGUCUGCAUGCUCAUUACUAUACCCAACCUGACGCUGCUUGCAGCACUUGUCAUCGGGUCCUGUGUCACUUGCACAGAUCCAAUCCUUUCUCAGGCCAUCGCUAAAGGACCGUUCGCAGACAAAUUUGUCGCUCGAGAUCUCCGCGAAAUUAUCUCUUCUGAGGCUGGAGCAAACGACGGGUUCGGUUUCCCUUUCCUUAUGCUUGCGACCUACCUCAUCCGACAUGCCGAUGUUCCCCACGCCCUUACAAAUCUAGGAAGAACCUCAGAGACCGUGAAUCCCGCCAACCCAAACGCAACGGUGGCUAAGAUUGGGAGUCAAGUUUUUGGCAGAGCUCUUAGUCUCGCCAGUCGAUCCGAAGGUGUUGGACGCCUUGGAGGCGGGGUUGGGGAAGCGAUGAAGCAAUGGCUCCUCGAGACCUGGCUUUAUAUUGUCCUACUCUCCAUUGUUUAUGGGGUCGUCGUCGGUCUUUUCCUUAUCGGCACAUGCGGCGCCAUCGGUACGGACGAUCUCCUUGCUUGCUUCGUCGCCGGCAACGUCCUUAAUUGGGAUGGCCAGUACCUCGAAGAAACUGAAAAGCGUCACGACGAAGUCAAUUCGUGCGUCGAUGUCCUUCUGAACUUCGGCGGCUUCAUGUACAUUGGUGCCAUCAUGCCUUGGGACGAGUUCAACCAGCCCGAUGUUACUGGGAUUACGUAUCCCCGACUACUCGGCCUUGGCGUUCUCGUCAUGCUCUUUCGUCGGAUACCUGCCAUAUUCCUCACAUAUAAGCUCAUGCCCGGAGUUUGCAAAAAUUGGAAAGAGGCCCUUUUCAUGGGGUACUUUGGCCCUAUUGGUGCCGGCGCCGUUUUCUACCUGGAGCAUACAAGAAUUCAUCUCUUCCCAGAACUCGGUGCCGGAGAUGGAGAAGAGAGUGCGCUCAUCCGAGCAAUUGGUCCGGUCGUUAUGUGGCUCGUCCUAUUCUCAAUCAUCGUACACGGAUUAUCGAUUCCGGCCCUGGAUAUCAUAUACAAGUAUAUGGGUAUCAAGCCGAUACAGGAUGAUGCAGUUGAGACCCGCCGCCUGUCGAUACAUAUGGUUGGUCCCGCGAAUGCGAUGGCAGCUGACCAGGACUCAUUCAUCGCGUAUAACCGCUUCUCCCGACCUACCUUCAACAAAACAGAGUUGCCAUUUGUGAAGGAGAACGACGACUAUCAUGUCGAGCACCCGGGCUCUCGGGAAAGGAUAGUGAAGUUCAAUAAAACCGAGAGAACUCGUCAGUGA
Parascedosporium putredinis is the source of this 1626-nucleotide messenger RNA. The record is from the annotation of a GenBank genome assembly. NCBI's taxonomy places the organism in Eukaryota, Fungi, Ascomycota, Sordariomycetes, Microascales, Microascaceae.